CUACACUCAAUCUAUGACGUGACUCACCAUAUCAAUGCAGUGGGUGCAGUGAAAUGACGUGUCGCCAGUACAAAUACAAUAUAAUGUGUUCAUUUUUCUACCGUUGCUGCUUCAUGUAAAUCAGUACCUCCAUCUGACUUGAAAGACCAAGAAUAAAUAGAAGCAAUUUCCGGGUGCAGAUGAUCUAGAUUUGCAAGAAAAAGGCUGAGGUUUACAUAAACAAGAGGCGACAUCUAGAAGGAACGGCAGCAUCAGAGGCCAUCUUUUCCUCUCAUGAGCAGAGCGUGAUCCUUACUCUUUCGGCCGUUGGAUAGAUGAUUUAAACAAGAAGGAACUAUCUUCUAACAUUCAGAGGUCCCAGUCCCGUUUCACUCAUACCAAAGUUCCCAACUCCCAUCAUCACCAUGAAGUUAUUCAGUAUCAUGGUACUCUAUAAAGGUGCCACGAAAGUGACCAUACUGAAGUCAGCAAGCGAUUUGUCUUCUUUCGGUUACUUCCAGAGAUCAAGUGUUCAGGAAUUUAUGAACUUCACAAGCAAAAUUGUUGUAGAAAGAACACAACAGAAAUUGCGGUCGUCUGUAAAAGAAAAAGAUUACAUUUUCCAUGUCAUGUGUAGAGAGAGCAACCUGGCAGGAGUGAUCAUCUCAGAUUCAGAUUAUCCACCACGCGUCUCAUUCACACUGUUGAAUAAGGUACUAGAGGAGUUUUCAAAUGCUGUGUCACCAUCAACUUGGCCGACACUCUCAGAAAAUUCUGCAGGUUAUCAAGGACUUGAACCAUAUCUAGUAAAAUAUCAGAAUCCAUCAGAAUCAGAUCCAAUGAUGAGGAUUCAAAAGGACCUUGAUGAAACCAAAUUUAUAAUGCACGAUACGAUAGAAUCGAUGUUAAACCGAGGAGAGAAGCUAGAUGAUCUUGUAGCAAAGUCAGAUGACCUGAGCGCCCAAUCAAAAACAUUCUACAAGACAGCACGGAAAACAAACUCCUGCUGUGUUUUACAGUAAAGAAUACAUCUCUGUCAUCUGCACCUUGUAAGCACUCAUCGUAAUGGAUUUUGGACUUAUUCAGCCAUGUAGUAACAAGCAUGACUUGUAUCCCAAUCAUUGGGGUGUAAAUGUGACGGCAGAAAUUAUGAAUGGACAGCAAAAUGAAACUGUUGAUGAUGAUGAUCUCGAGGCGGAGCGCCUGAUGAGAGAAUCGGAUGAUAGUAAUGAAAAUGCAUUCUUACCUGACUUUUGAGAAAGCAAGUAUAUGCUUUUACAGUGUAGAUAACCAGCCAGUGGACCUACAGCUUUAACGUCCCAUCUGAGGGACUUGUGAGACUAGGAUUAAUGUCCUACCAAAUGGCAGCAGUAGCACAUCGACCCUCGACCUCCCGGUAUGAACACCACUGCUCAAGCACCGAGGUUUAACACCUCUUUCAAAAAUCUUGUAAAAUGAAGAAUACCUUGUAAGCAACGGGAGGAACAUUGUUUUCCUCUGGCCAGGAUGUACACUAUGGAAUUUGAGACUGUGCUCACACAUGAAUGGUCAUCAUAAUUCUAAUCCUGUUUGCUGUCCAUACGGGGUGGGCUAUCUGUGUGAUAUAGCUUUGCUAUCCAAAAUGGAGUCAUAUUAUUGUUAUCUUUAUUAUCUCUCUCACAUGGUGCACCCACAAGCCUACUGUAUAUCUUUAUUAUUGUUGCAAAUUCAUGCAUGAAUGUGGAGAAAAUUUACCAUUGCUGUGGAUAUCAGUGUUUGUAAUGCAAUUAAUGAUAACUCCUGGAAUAGGCUAUGUGAAGUAAAUUUCAUGUGUUAAUGCAAUGAGAAUGUGUUGGACCUUGAGAAAAGGGUUUUAUCACAGUGGUUCACUUUUUAUUGUGUCAGGGAACAUUAAACCAUCAGAGCCAGAAAGGCAUUCCUCUUUUUAUUGUAAAGUUAUGAAGUUAAUACUCAUCUUUCUCUCGGCAAGCGAUGUGUUAGGAAGCGAUGGCCAGCGGUCGGAUUGUUUAUUUUGUCUGUUUGGAGUCAGAAUGGCGUUAACCCUUUAUGAAAUGAGGAGUUAAUGCCUUUCUGGCUCCAAAGUAACAGACAUAUUGAUAACAGUAUGGGGCUAUUGAAGGGCUGCAGCAUACAGCUUUGCAUUGAUAUAAUUUCAGAAUGUCAAUCAUGAAAGGGAAAUAAGAAUUGAAAUAGGCAAAUGUAAGGUUUUCAUGAUUGCAUAAGGGCCCCAUAUAAAUUAUGUGAUAUCAACCGGAAAGUUGCAAUUUUUCGUUUAGAGUUGUGAUUAAUAUCAAACUAAAGUUGAGUAGCGAUGUAUUAGGAUUAAUGACCAUGUCCAAAGCAAUACACUAUGAUGUUGAAUGUCCAAUUUGCUGAAGAUCUAGGCAUCAUAUCACGAAACCGUUGUAAGUACAAGUUCACCGACAUCCCACUUGUACUUAAGAUGGUUUCGUGAAACCUGCCCUGGGUUACUAUUAUGAAGCUGAUAUCACUUUGUGUGACCUGAAAUGCCUCAUUCAUUGUGUAGGUUACAUGUAUCUGAUAGUAUUCGGAUUUGUUGCAACCGUACAAGAUAAUAAAAUACAGCAGCUUGAUGCUAAAUUAGGUAUGUGGCUAAUGGCUAGUUAGAAUCAUUAUCACCAUAACAGUUGUUAUAAUCUUGAAUUUACACUGUUGGUACACUAAGUUUGUAUGAUGUUUUACAGCUAUGAGCUAUCACAGGUGUUCGGGUACCGGUACUUGGUUUACACAGUUUUGUAUACCUGUAGUUUCAUAGCAGUUCAGUGUUAAAUCAUUUUUUAUCUCUGUUAUAUGAAAAUGGUAGAUUGUGUUAUGCUCCUCCUUUUACCGAUUAUAUUCUUUGCAUUAAGAAAAUUGGAAUUCCCUAUGUAGGAUUAAAACUUAUUUUGAAGAGUAAAGUUCUUCUGCAGUGAAAAGUUUGACCUAACAUGUCUACUUGUCAGACAGAAACAUACUCAGAAUUCAGACAGAUAUUUAGAGUUUAAAGUUUACCAAUCACCUAAAAAAUAUAAUUUGUGUUCAAGUAGAAUGUAUGAAAUCAACCCCAAAAAACAUUGCCUGGCAUUAGACGUAUAAGGAGUUACAAGAACAUAAAGAGUAACAUAAAUCCCUGCGUAUAGGUCUUGCACAGAACCCAAGUCAGACUUCAGUUAUGGGCGGCCCCCUAUCCUAUGCGAGUGCGUACAUGUGCAUUAACUAGUUUAAUCAACAAGACAUUUAGAGUGUAUUUAAACUGCAAUAUCUUUUUAUAGAAGUAAUAUUUGAAGCUUAUAUUUUGAAUACAAUAUGGAACUCCUAACAUCAAGAUCAUAAUAUAUUUGGAGAUAGCUACACUUCAAAAUGAAUAAGAACAUCUAACUGUACCCAGUACCUUCGAUCUUUUGUGGAUGUACUUUAAAUCACAAAUUUGAUUCCCCUUCAUCAUUUUGUUUAUACAUGUACUUGUAAGAAAAUAAAUAUAUGUACAGUAUAAAAGAAAGUUGUACAAAUAUAUAUUGCUUAUGCUUCAUCACCCAUCUAUUUUCAUUUGAUAUUUAAUGUAUUUUUGUAUAUUUACUCCUCUUUCUAUGUUUUUUUUUUUUAAUUGGGAACUUAUCAUUUACUUGAAACAUCCUUCAAUUUUGAAAGAGAAAUGGUAUUUUUCACUCACCACCCUUUGAUGCUCAUACUCCUUUUCAUUCCAUGUAAAUAUGGCAUGUGAUGAAUUUGUUUUGUUUUCAAUAGAGAAAAAAAUGGUCCAGUCUACUAAAACGUUCACAAAUUCUUCUGCAUUAGAACUUGCCGUUGAUAUCCUUGCUUGUGAAAUGCUUGCCUGACAUUGCAUCAAAAUGUGCAUGCAAGCUAAAUUCCAUUUACACAGGUGCUCUCACAUAAAACUGGGGUUCUAGUAAAUAUGAUCCAUUUAAUCAAACCAUUUGAGGAUUAUGUUAAUUCAUAUUAGUAUUUUGUUCAUUGCUGAUGAAAAAGGAACUUGAUGUUUUUCCAUAUGGCACGCCAUGUUCACAUUUCAUUGUGUAGCACAGCAAAUUGGAACACAUUCAAAGGUAUUUAUCUCAUAAAUUUGGAAUUAAGGAGCACAUUCUAGACUUUGAAAUAAUUGAAAGAAGAGAUGCACAAAUUGGAGGAAAAUUCAUCUAUUACUUUUGUAAACAUAGAUUUAUCUUUGCUAUGUCUUAACAUUUUAAUCUGUAACAAAUCCUACAUUGAUGUAGAAUGGAAUUCUUUUCUGGUGCUUUCAUGUCUUCCCCCAAACAGCAUGAAUAACAUGUACAGGUAGACUGAAAUUAUCCCCUAAUUAGAGCUCAACGGAACAGUGGAAUCCUAUUUUUUGGGAUUCUGUCAAUCUCUUGAAGGAGAAACACACUUCCUGUACUGUCCUUUGUAUUUGUAUGCUUGCUUGCUUCAACCAGACAUGUAUGUGGGCAGUGCAGUUAUGGUGAUCUGACGUUUGCUCUGGGCUUUAUUUCAUAAGAAGUAUAGGGUUAGGGUUGCAACAGGGUUUUAUAUUAGGUUUAGGGUUGGGAUCGGUAUAGGGUUAGGGUAAGCUGUAGCACUGGGUCAAGGGUUGAAGUAAAGACUUCAUUUAGUGUAGCAAGGUACUGAAGGGCAGUUGCUGCUGGAGCAUAUGUCGUAUAACCACCCUUUUAUUGUUCUAUGGAAUAUUCUGUGCUCUUUUAUUAUCUACAUGUAUUGAUUAAACAUGAGCAAGGAAUAAUGAGUCAA
This is a messenger RNA of Strongylocentrotus purpuratus (purple sea urchin), 4722 nucleotides long. RefSeq names its product synaptobrevin homolog YKT6. The record is from RefSeq and is a predicted model, not a curated record. Gene Ontology annotation, cellular component: Golgi apparatus. The transcript has 8 exons. Gene Ontology annotation, molecular function: SNAP receptor activity. The coding region runs from base 405 to 1001 and encodes 198 amino acids. Gene Ontology annotation, biological process: endoplasmic reticulum to Golgi vesicle-mediated transport. Lineage: Eukaryota; Metazoa; Echinodermata; Echinoidea; Camarodonta; Strongylocentrotidae.